Messenger RNA from Penicillium chermesinum, 171 nucleotides. RefSeq lists its product as uncharacterized. The record is from RefSeq and is a predicted model, not a curated record. Bases 1 to 171 code for a protein of 56 amino acids. The transcript has a single exon. NCBI's taxonomy places the organism in Eukaryota, Fungi, Ascomycota, Eurotiomycetes, Eurotiales, Aspergillaceae.
AUGGAGGCAAUUGAAAAUCGGGACCUUUAUCUGUUGAAGCUCCUGAUCGAAAAGAGCGGCGGUUAUGUCGACUUCACCCAAAAAGAUGAGACGGGCAAGACAAUCCUGGAUUUGGCCAGUGCCUCCGGCUGGCCGGAAGGACUGGAAGUCUUGCAACAGAGCUCCAAUUAG